AUGUCAUUUCCUUUCCUUCAUACAACACAUAUCACAAUUCCGAAACGAGCAUCGACCAUGACUCGAUCAUUAAACAGGAGCUCUCCAGCUUCUCGUUUAAUGACCGCUUCUAUGCCAAGAACUCCAAAUUCAGUCCCACUCGUACCAAGCGUCGAUUACACAUCAUUAGAACGCAUGGAAAAGAUAUCUUUUGAGAAUAAAGUUGAUGAUCUCCUUAACGGAGUGCCAUUUAGAACAAUUGAACCCGAAACAAUUCCAGGAUUAAUUAUUGUCAUGAAAGAGAGAAAAAGAAAAGCCGGAUUAACAAAUAAUUACGCACUUUCACAGACAAUUACAGAUAUGAUAUCUCGUUUAAUUUCACUUAAAUUCCAAAUUAAAGUCAACGCCAUGAAACAGCAGCAAAUUAAAGAGCUGAACGCAGUUAUUGAGCAGUCAAAGAAAGAAUUGGAAGCACUUCGAGCAAAAUGGGAUGAGAGAAUUCAAAAAUUCAAUGAAGAGCAAUCAAAAGCAGCCAAAGACAUGGAAGAAGAGCAUAUAAAGCAACUAGAAAACUUCGACAAUAGCAUUCCUACUGAUCUUCCUCCUCAAUACUGCAAAUUGUCGCCAGAUUUACUGAAUAUGAUGGAUAUCGAACGCAGAUUAGUACUCACAAAGGAAUACGAGCAAGCAAGAACUCUAAAAAUUGAAAAUGAAAAGAGAAAGGAGAAGGAAACUGAAGAACAAAAGAAAAAGUUUUUGGCUGUUAUUGAAAAGCAGCGCAAAGCAAUAAUUACGGAUCAAGAACAUGCUAUUGAGUGCUUCACUGCCAGAUGGACCAGAGAAGCCGAAAAAUUAAAUAAUCAAAAAGAUAAAGAGAUUACAACCCAACAAAAGGUUGUCGACCAUUACGAGCAAGAUCUGAAAAAUCUAACGAAUACAUAUUAG
Trichomonas vaginalis G3 is the source of this 924-nucleotide messenger RNA. RefSeq lists its product as uncharacterized. Bases 1 to 924 code for a protein of 307 amino acids. Lineage: Eukaryota; Parabasalia; Trichomonadida; Trichomonadidae. The transcript has a single exon. The record is from RefSeq and is a predicted model, not a curated record.